Folsomia candida is the source of this 1417-nucleotide messenger RNA. RefSeq lists its product as uncharacterized. Bases 1 to 1230 code for a protein of 409 amino acids. NCBI's taxonomy places the organism in Eukaryota, Metazoa, Arthropoda, Collembola, Entomobryomorpha, Isotomidae. The record is from RefSeq and is a predicted model, not a curated record. The transcript has 9 exons.
AUGUCCAAAAAUAAAGACAAGAGUGGGGCCUGCUUCGCCCUAACGAUGAGCAGCUACGCCACGAAGGAAGGAGCUUGUCUCAAGGAUGUUGGCGAAGUCGGUAUGGGUCGUGGCGCUGGACCUCUGCGCCCCCUCCCCCCGCAACGACGACCCGUCUCCUCCACCUACACGCCUUCCGAACCUGUGGACUGGGACGUGGAGGAGCAACGUCCCCUCAUUUUCAAACAGCAACGCCGCCUCGUCCCGACGGAAAUGCAAUUGAUCCUUCCAAAACCACAAGCGCCGGAAAUUGAAAUUGAGCCGUGGGACUUCGAGGCUGCAGAAAUUUUAGAGACGCAAGAAGGUGGUGAGAAUGAUGAUGAAAUGAAUCAAAUCGUGGAGGAUUUUUAUGCCAACUUGACACAGGAAUUGAUCAAGAAAUCUUUAGACCAAGUGGAUGCAGCGACACUCCUUCCAAUGGAACUAUCCAACAAGGAAUAUUUGGGCGAAGGAAAUUUCUCCGUCCAAGAUGACCAAAAUAAUGAAGAGAUUGGAGACGAGUUUGACGAGGCUGAAUGGAGUGACGCAGAGGAUUACGGAUAUUCAACAAAAUUCCCUUACAAGAAGAAAAAGCCGUUGGUCAAUAAAGGUGGAACGCUUCCCAAAUAUGUCACUCCAGCCGAAGAAACGGAACCUCGACCCGAAGAUGAUCUAGAGUUGGAACCGUUUGAGAUUGAAGAAAUCAAGGAGGGGACGACUCGUUGGUCAUUGGAAGACCCUAAAAAUGCAGAUGGACGAAAAGCCAGCAGAAAAAGUAAAGAUGAUCCUCAAAAGCCAAGGGGAAGUAAACCACUCGAAAGUGAAGAAGCAGCCCUGCUGAGAAAAAGUAAAGAUGAUGGUAAGGGUCCAGCACCCUCUGAAGAAGAAAAGGCAGAAGAGGAGGAAGAACUACCCUUGGGGGAGGAAGGGAUGCUCGCAUUUGCAUAUGUUUAUGCGGGUGAAAGUGCAAUGGACACCAACGUGGAGACUUCCAUUUGGCAAGCUCCUGACGAAAUGUUGGGUGAAGAUUGGAUUGCACCUCUAACCUAUGACAAAGCUACUCAGGUUACCUCUGACGAUAUUGCAGAGGAGUAUGAACGUAUUGAGGAAGAAGAACGGGCAGCCGAGGAAGCAGAAGCCUUCAGACUGCGACGCGUUCCAAGUUUGCGAGCGGAUGCUGAGUGUCUCGUAAAUAAACAUUAUUCAAGAUGAUAACUAUCUCCUUGAUGUAAUGCUAUCAACUGCAUAAAAAUAUGCAGGUUCGACCAGUUGGUUAUAAGCAGUUGGAACUCUCCGUCCCUUUAGAAGCCGUCACUCUUGAAGCAACGACCCAGGUCACGGAGCAAAUAAUGGACGAGGAAUGGGCCAUGGAAAGGGGCGUCUUCCUCUCAAAAGACGA